UUCUCUACAAACUGAAUUUACCUACUAUACAAAUGUCGAAUCUCGGGCCUCUCACUACAGCCUAUCAGGCUCAGGGCACUGGUUGCCACUCGAUACAUAUGGGCUCUAGCCUCGGUGGGAUAUGGUUACAGCAUGGGACCAUCAGCGGCUGCUUUCCGUCAAAUUAUCGGUCCUAUGAUGGCUACUACUAUUCACCUGGCGUUUGUCCAGAAGGAUAUACCUAUGCUUGCACAGGGGCCGCUAUGAGUGGCACGUCGAGUGCUUCUGUUGCUACAUGUUGUCCUAGUGGUUAUGUCUGUAGCCGCGAAGACCAUAGCGAUCCUAAUGCCUGUCAAUCUACUAUGGUGUCACCAAAUUCCUAUAUGGUGGAUUUACUAUCGUAUUCGGGGGGUUCUCCAACAAAGAUUGGCACAACUACUGCCUCUUUUGGUAGUGGCGCCAUAGUCUUUGCUAAGGGGCUCGCUGUAUGGAGAGCCAGCAAUGACGCCGAGUGGUUUGCGUCAGCUACUCUAAGCUCAACUACGGAUGAAAACACAAUUCGAACACCACUAAGCGUACCAACCACGACAGUUAAUGUACAAAAUGCGACACCUACACCGGCCGCCGAAACUAACAAUCUUAGUGUCGGUGCAAAGGUAGGUAUCGGCCUCGGCGUAUCGCUCGGUGUACUUUUCUUUAUCAGUACUACUUUAGCAGCAUACAUAAUUGGCAGACGGAAGGGCCGUCGUAUAAAUAAAUUUGCAGGAUCAAACACCAGUGGCAGCGAAGGAAAAUACGGCUCUGGGGUCCCAGAGGAGCAGUUUAAUGAACAGAGGAGCAUGGUAGAGAUGAGUGCUGAUAGAGAACCAGCGGAACUAAUGAGUUUACAGCGCUAGCCAGCCUUUGUUCAAAGCUUUCAAUGUUACUAUCAGAU
Daldinia loculata is the source of this 913-nucleotide messenger RNA. RefSeq lists its product as uncharacterized. Bases 33 to 875 code for a protein of 280 amino acids. NCBI's taxonomy places the organism in Eukaryota, Fungi, Ascomycota, Sordariomycetes, Xylariales, Hypoxylaceae. The record is from RefSeq and is a predicted model, not a curated record. The transcript has 2 exons.